Quercus robur (English oak) is the source of this 1595-nucleotide messenger RNA. RefSeq lists its product as uncharacterized. Gene Ontology annotation, molecular function: Hsp90 protein binding. The record is from RefSeq and is a predicted model, not a curated record. NCBI's taxonomy places the organism in Eukaryota, Viridiplantae, Streptophyta, Magnoliopsida, Fagales, Fagaceae. The transcript has 8 exons. Bases 171 to 1262 code for a protein of 363 amino acids.
CCCACCUGUUCCCCCAUUCUCGCCACCCUUUACAACUUUCUCGCAUGUUCUUUGUCAUUGGAACUGAAGUGCUCUCUCUCUCUCUCUCUCUCCGGCAUAGAGAGGCAGCCAAGCCAGCAGAGACUAAUAAGUAGUAAAAGGUUGCAAAAAAAAAAAAAAAAAAAGGAAUAAUGGCGCUAUGGAUGGAAACUGGGUCGGAGCCCACCACCCAAUCCGAGAAAGAUGACCUUGAAGCUAUUGAAGCCCUCAAACACUCUACUGCCCUUGAACUCAAGGAAAAUGGUAACCAGUAUGUCAAGAUGGGUAAAAAACAUUACUCUGAUGCUAUUGAUUGUUACACAAGGGCGAUUAAUCAGAAGGUUUUAAGCGACUCUGAACAGUCAAUUCUCUUCUCAAAUAGAGCCCAUGUGAAUUUGCUGCUAGGAAAUUACAGACGCGCUCUAAUGGAUGCUGAGGAGGCAAUUAAGCUUUGCCCGACAAAUGUCAAGGCACUCUACCGAGCUGCCAAAGCAUCUUUGUCAUUGAACUUGUUGGUUGAAGUGAAAUCAUUUUGUGAAAAAGGACUUGAACAUGAUCCAAACAACAAAGAACUAAAGAAGCUUGCAGAGGAGAUUGAUUUACGGAGGUUAGAACAUGAACAGCGUGAGGCUCAAGUUUCCAGGGCUGUUACUGGGGCUAAGGAUCUUGUUUCCGCGAUUGAAGAUAGAGGAUUGAAGAUUGGGAAGGCUAUGUUCCAAGAACUUACUGGAUUAAGAAAGCCAACAUUAGAUAAUAAUAAUAUUCUUCACUGGCCAGUUCUUCUUCUGUAUGCGGAGGUUAUGUCCAGUGACUUUAUUGAGGACUUCUGUGAGACCGACAUGUUUUCAGCUCAUCUUGACAUGAUGUUUUCAGAUACUUGUCCACCUUUGCCUUGGGACAAAGAGAACAAUUACACCCGUGAAUCUAUUGAGUUAUACUACGAGGCUGGUUCUGGAGUCUGUCUAUCAAAGUCAAAACUUCUUCGUUAUCUCCUAGAGGGAACUGCCGCUUCUCAUGUAGAAAGCAUUGAUGUAGAUGAGAAGGAUGCAACUGAGGGUUUGAAUCUUGGAAUCUCUGCAGGCGAAGGCUCAAAAUGGGUAAAAGUAGGCGAGAAAAGAACACUUCACGACGUCCUGAAAGAACCAAACUUUAUUAUUCCUGGGAUCCCAGUCUUUUAUGUUGUUUCAAAACGCUCCAGCUUCUAUAAAGAAUUCAAAGCAGGGAAGUGGGUUCCUCCACCUUAAGUAAUUAAUUAGGACAGUGAGUAGCAUAUUUUUUUUUUGAAGUGACAGUGAGUAGCAUUGAAGGUUGGCGAUUUUGUAGAUGCGCCAAAGCAAGCAAGCAAUCUUCAUAGUAGGACUUGGAUAUGAAUUAUGUUGCUAUAUAUGUCACCACCCAGUUAAAGAAAUGGUGUUAACACUUCGGAGGUCUAUGCUGUUGCCAUCAUCAUCAUUGAAGACAAAGGCUUUGUAAUUUUCCUAACGUGUCAUUAACUUAGGUAAUUUCACUUUUAUAAUGCUUGUACUAGAGAGUAGAGAUUUGUAAAAAAUAAAAUAAAGGUUAAAUUUUGUUGCACA